Molecule: messenger RNA, 4123 nt
Organism: Osmia bicornis bicornis
Lineage: Eukaryota; Metazoa; Arthropoda; Insecta; Hymenoptera; Megachilidae
Product: dynein axonemal intermediate chain 3-like
Exons: 13
Coding region: 1-3570 (1189 amino acids)
Biological process (GO): inner dynein arm assembly; cilium movement involved in cell motility
Cellular component (GO): inner dynein arm
Molecular function (GO): dynein light chain binding; dynein heavy chain binding
Source: RefSeq, a predicted model, not a curated record
AUGGACGAGGAAGCUCAAAAUGAAGACAAUACAAAGGAGGAACAAAAUGAAGAUAAUACAAAGGAGGAACAAAAUGAAGACAAUACAAAGGAGGAACAAAAUGAAGAAGAAACACAAGAUGAUAAUAAAAUAGAUAACACGUCUGAAGUAGAAGAAACGCAAGAUGAUAAUAAAAUAGAAAAGACGUUUGAAGUAGAAGAAGCAAAGAAGGUCGAGGAUUUCAAUUAUGAUGACGAUUUUCAUGAGUUUUUGGAUUAUGAAGAUGCUGAGGAAUACGAAGGAGAUUAUGAAAAAGACCACAUAAGAUCUUCCGUCACGAUAGACUGGGAAAAGGAGGCGAAGAAGACGGUGCACUUGGAAUCGGAUCAGCCAAGAGAAAGACGAAGAACUAUUUAUGAACUCGACGCUUAUGCUGCUUCUGGGCCGUCGAAGAGUGAUAUUCUGAAACUAAGCUCGACGGAUAUGGAGCCUGAACAACUGAAACCACCAAUUCGGUACUCUGUUUCAAUGGGCGUGUCAGGGAUAGCGAGAAUCAACCUAUCGCCUCUAACGCAGAAAGUAGUCGGUUGUGUCAUUGGAGAGAAUGUCAGCACAGAGUAUCCUUGGGUCUACGUGCGAAAAGAAAUUAUCGAGGACAACAUAUACCUCCACGAUGAGAGCAGCGACUUUUUAGCUGUGAAGGAUGAGAUACGAAGUUUCCCCUAUAAAAAGUUACUCAUCGGUUACGUACCCUCGUUAACCGAAGAGGGUCAAUUCUACAUCUGCUUGACCGAGGAAGCCAGAGAUGCUGUAAUUGCACUUAUUCAAAAACAAAGAGAGGAACACGAAGGUCGUGUAAGAACUGCUGUGUAUAAACCAGCACGACAUUGGGAAGAUCUAGGCUCCGGUGAGGAGAUUCAGACGAGUAUGGUGCAACACAUGAGGCCUCUACUAGAAAUUGAGGUGGUAUGCACAGGAGACAUGCUUGAUACACCAGUAGAUUUUCAAGACAGAAGGGCCAGGGAUCAAAGAGACGGCUACGUUGAAUUACUUCCUUAUCGCCAAACGUUUGAAAACGUAUCUUGUAAGCUACUGUACAAUGCAACGCAAGUAACGCCAGCUGUUCGAGAUACCGAGAGCCAGACAACGCUUUCCGUGGCUAGAAAUAAUUGGGUUCAGUACGAGUAUGGGUAUCAGCCUUUGGACAUAUCCACUUUCAAUGAGGAAAAGAUGGAAUCGUUCAAAAACUUCCUUCAUCGUUUCACGGAUGAAGUGUGCGAUCAAUUACUGUUGAACGCCACUUGGGAUAUUUAUAAGAACGAUUAUAGAGCUCUGGUUCGACACGAAAGAGACACUGAAUGGCCAAUACCGGAAGGCUACAGAGAGCAUUUCAGUUUCCACGAUGAGAAACACGUUGUCGAGAGGGUAAUCAAUGAUCUUUGUUGGCAUCCACUGUGGACUGGAGUCGCGUUCGCAGCUUAUACUCGGCAUGGGAAAAGUCAACAUCUGUUUGGACCUAAGUCGUAUGAAGAGGUGGUCAAAGCGGAUGAGAAAAAUUACGUCCUCGUAUGGACUUUCAAUGACACUCUAGCUCCAAAAUUACUGUUGGAAUGCCCCAGAGAAGUGACGACAGUGGCUGCGAAUCCAUUGGAUGGUAAUCGAAUCGUGGGUGGUUGUGCGAACGGACAGGUGGUACUUUGGCAUAUUCCAGGAAAAAUCGAACAAAUAGAAACCGUCAUUGUGACCACUGCUAUCCAAAUGAAGUACAAAGCUUUGAUCAGAAAUCUGACUACAUGGAUGCACGAAGCAGUUGGAUCAUCCUUCGUUAGACCUACAGUAAUGUCUUCGUUGAAGGACAGCCAGAAGGCAGCUAUAACUCAGAUUGAGUGGCUCUCUCCCUUCGAUAAAGUGGACAAAAAUGGAAGGAUUAUAACAUUGUCGGAUGACGAGGAUGUUGAGAAUUUAUCGUCGCAAUUUAUUACUGCCAGCGAGGAUGGGACAAUAGCUUUCUGGGAUUUAAAGUUAGUACAGUCAUGGGAAUCGUUCGAGCAGCGGAGCUAUCGAACUCCCACAAAAAAAUUCAAAAGCGAGCUUCACGCUUUAAGAAAAUCUAUUUCUCCACUGAAGACCCUUGAUCGAGUCUUAAAACCACACUACGUGCUGAUGGUUCAACAUCCCCUCGAGAGUCGAAGACAAGUGAUCACUACCCUCAGUAUCAAUGUGCCAAAGUUUGAAAAGGAACGCGUUGACGUUACUUUGCCUACUAAGGAUUUCACUAUCAGAAGAUUCUUUAGAAAUAUAAUUAAGAAGCCAGAUUUUGUGAUGGAAGCAAAAAUCAAUAUUGGAACUGUGGAAGGUGAGUUUGGGUGCAUCACAUGGGAAGGAUACGACUUUGCCACAGACUUGGCUGUUAAUACUGAAACCUGUAAAUGGUCCUGGUUUAAGAAGAUGCACGAUGGACCCGUGACCCAUGCUAUUAGGUCCAGAUACGACAGUAAUAUAAUUGCAACAAUAGGGGGAAAAGUGUUUGCUAUUUGGAGGGAUGGUGUUGAUGUGCCAUUGAUGUGGAAGAAAUCAGAUGUUAGAAUCAGCGGUUGUAUAUGGGGCAGAUUCCGGCCCACAGUUUUGAUCUUGGCACGGAUGGACGGCACCGUGGAAAUAUGGGACUUCAUGAUCAAAAGUCAAGAGCCGUGUAUUAGGCAGAGCCUAUCAGGACGCAUAAUCACAGGGAUCUACACCCAUGAGUUACACCUGGAUCCUUAUGUUAUAGGAUUUUGCGACUUUAAUGGUAUCUUGAGAGUGUUCCUGCCUCCCAUGAUCUACCUUAAAUCAGAUACUGCCAACAUUGAAUGGAUGGAGAAAUUUCUUGAGCGACAAAUCAAAAGAGUGAACAAGUGCAAGGAUUGGCAGAAUAAAUGGAAAGAGGCGAAUUAUGAGAAUAUUAAGGAGAAACAGAGGCAAGCAGAAGAAAUGGGAAAGACGAAGCAAUUAGAAGAAGAAGGAGAAGAGAAGGCAAAACUUAAGUUAAGGGAAAAGGAAAUAGCUCACGUAGAAAUUAAAGAACCAAUCACUAAAAGAUGGGAGCUUAUCGAACAAGCUCGCGAAAGAUGGAGAGCUAGGCAGCUGAGAAAUAUGCAGCGGGCGAUUUUAGAGAAGAAAGGACUGAGAAAAGAAGAACUUGAGAAGCAACGCGAACCGAUACUUAGGAUGCGACAAGACGCUAAAAAGAAGAAACAGAAAUUGCAGGAGACGUUAAAAAUGCAAGAGGAGAUUUUUGAACAUUCUAAAAAUCUGUUCAUGCCUAAACGUAAACCAGAGACGGCAAAAGUUUCCAUAGAAGCUGAUCCGAUAAAAAUUGAAGCGUCUGUUGAGGAAGUUAUUCUUCAACGAGAAGUAACAAUCGACAAGAUGGAUCCAAACGAGGAGAUACUUUACAACUUCAUGCAAACACAAAUGGAAGUGUUAGACGAACUUCAGAAGCAUCCCUUCCAGCAUUCGUUCAAUUGGCGAAAAAUCCUGACGGAGGGCAAAACCAGAAGAAUUUCCAUGGAUUCUGAAUUAAGAACAUUGACCAAAGCAAAGAAGCAAUGAACAAUAGUUUAACAUAGCAAUAAAUGUCUACUUUAUAUUAAUUAAUUUUAAAACAUUGAGUUAUAAAUAAUUGAAUUCAUCAAAAUUAAAUUGGAAGAAGAAAAUGAGGAAACACAAAUUCUAGUUUAAUUCUGAGAAAAUCCAAGAUAUUUUACUUCCUGAAGAUGUGCUGGCAGAGAAGUGUAACAAUUCACUCAACUAAGAGCUACAAAGUUCCACUUAUAAAAGGAAAGACUGUCAGCGGGGUUUCAAUUGCGCGAAACACUGUUGCGUAGGUGAAUCACAAUCAGGUGAUUCGCAUUCGUAGGUGAACUGGCAAUCAGAGCUUGCAAAUAUAAUAUCCGGUAUUCGUUAUAAGAAAGAUUCAAGCAGACAAAAGAGAGCAAUUUGCCACCGUAAUUAUCCCCACCUUCCGCCGCAUACACCGUAAACGUUCUUCAGUUUGGCCGUAAUGUUUUGUAUUAACUAUUACGGUUUACAGUAGUAAAUCUACCAAUGAAAAGACAAGCUUCAGGCUCAGCUCAUAGUCUAUGGAAAGUUUCAUAACUAUAUG